Molecule: messenger RNA, 3238 nt
Organism: Geodia barretti
Lineage: Eukaryota; Metazoa; Porifera; Demospongiae; Tetractinellida; Geodiidae
Source: the annotation of a GenBank genome assembly
UUAUUGUGCAGAGAGAGCUAGGGAGGGCGAGCGCGAGAGGACCGGGGCUUUUGUUGACUGAAGACACUUCUUGGACUCUGGAGCUCUCGGCUUGAGUGCUCGCUUUGGCGGAAGAUUGAUCGUCGUGAACUUGGCAGACCUUCAGUGUGUGCUUGUCUACCUGCUGUCGCCUAGAGAGCUAGAUCUAUAAACUGCGUGUUUGCUACGCUCGAGCUCCGGGACGCAGCAAUGGAGCUGGUGGAGCUGGACUGCAGCCCGAGGCUGACACCGCGGAGGUUUCAAGGUACAAACUGCUGUGGUGUACGAGGACCCUCUCCACCUCACUCUCUCUCUUUCUCUGUCCACUCUGCCUUGCUAGGAGAAGCGACGACCAGCCAGUUGGACCGUCCCAACCGGCCUCCGUGCCUGACUGUUCCCGCUGACUCCUCCUCCUCCUCCCCCACGGCCACCGGGGAACGCAGUCUGGCCACUGGCAGCGACUUUACCGAUGACUCUCGGAGGGCCCAGACAAAGAAGGGACAGAAUGACAUCAUAAGGCUAUUGCGACGGAAACGAACCCCCUCUAGUUCUUCGGACGUGGACGACGACCCCCCGCGAACUGCAACCUCCCCGAAAUCCUCUCCUCGCAUGUACAGGAUCCCCCUGAUCGGGAAGAUCCCCCUGACCCCUCUCACCAAGACCUCUCCCAGGUCAGAGCAACGGGCCUCGUGGGGCGGGGACCAACUCAUUGGCGGGAAAUAUGACGUCACCUCAAAGGACAAGUCUGUUCUAGAGAGGAUCUCACACAGAGCUCAUCGCCACGGCGCCAGGGUCCGGAAGCCACACGAGGUAUUUGUGGAGCUGGAGGAGCUGAAAGCUGACAGUGAAGGAAUGGAGUGGGAGGAGACUGCAAGAUGGAUAAAGUUUGAGGAGGAUGUGGAGGGGAGAGGGUGGGGCAGACCACACAUCUCUGCCCUCACCUUCCACAGUCUGUCGGCUCUGAGGAUGACACUGGAGAGUGGAUGUAUUCUACUGGAUGUGGAGGGAGAUGACUUCCCCUCCAUUGUGAGGGUGAUAGUGGCAGAGCUGGUCACCUCCGGGAUGCUGCCAGUGGAGUGUGUGGAGCCCGUGACUCAGGUUCUGUACAAGAGGCACAAACACGCCUCACACAUCACCCUCUGGGAGAAAUUGAAGAAGUCGGCCAGCAGAGGAGGAGAUGAGAACAGCAGGAGUCACUCAAGCACUGGUUUGAACCCUCUAGCAACUAGAGAGGGAGAAGAUGGAGAAGAAGGAGGAGUGAUGUUGGAGGAACAGAAGAGACCUGGGAUACUCCGAACUAUUACGGAGAAGGUGGACUCCAACCAGUCGAUAUCGUCGUCGUCGGUGUCCAAGGCAACCAAUAAGAAGGUGCUGUUCAACAUAUCCUCGGGGACGUCCCUGCAUAAUGGGGCAGAAAUUGUGGAGAUGUCUCCAGCCACAGAGGUUGACAGCAAUGAAUUGAUAACUCUGCCCAACCCUCCUCUUGCCAAGACACAUCAUCACCACCACCACACUGGCUCUGACUUCCUCAGGAAAUGGUUGGAAGAGGGAGUGAUGGACAAGAUACCAGAGGGGGCGGAGUCACUGACGGUACUGGUGGGUGGAGUCAAGUUCCUUUCGGAGCCCAUUGUGGCCUUUGUCCGUCUGGCUCAGAGUCACCUGCUGGGGGACCUGACAGAGGUCCCUGUCCCAGUGAGGUUCAUCUACUUCCUCCUGGGACCACAGGACUGCGACCUUGACUACCAUGAGGUGGGGCGAGCCAUGGCAACCCUCAUGUCGGACAAGCAUUUCCACGAGGUGGCGUACACAGCUCUGAUGGCUGACGACCUGCUGGACGCCAUCGAUGUCUUCCUGGACGACUCCAUUGUCCUCCCUCCUGGAGAUUGGGACGAGAACCUCCUCCUCCCUGUCAUGCACCAGAGGAACGAGAUGAGGAAAAGGAAAGAGAGUAAGGUGAGGGAACACGAGAGGAGGAAGCUCUUUGCAGUGGACCCACUGAGACACAGCCGGAGACCCUGUGGAGGGAUGUGGGCCGACCUCAAGAAACUUGUCAGACGAUAUCCCUCCGAUCUCAGAGACAUGUUCCACAUACAGACGUUUGUGUCCAUCAUCUUCCUCUACGUGGCGUUCCUGGCCCCGGCCAUCGCCUUGGAGGUCUCAUGGAGGAAGUGACGGGGAACCUGAUUGGCGAGACGGAGACACUGCUCAUGACCGGUUUGUCCGGCGUCUUCUACAGUCUGGCUGCCUGCCAACCACUCACCAUUCUGGCCUUCACCGGACCUCUCCUCCUCUUUGAGGAGGUCGUGUUUGCUUUCUCUCAACAGUUUGACAUACCCUACCUGGAAUGGCGGGCAGUAAUUGGAAUAUGGCUGAUGUUGCUCCUCAUAUUGUGUGCCUUGUCAGAGAUCACUUUUCUCGUUACCAAAUUCUCGAGAUUCUCUGAGGAGAUUUUCACGUGGAUAAUCGCCAUCUUCUUUACUUAUGAGGCAACCAAAUCCAUUAUAGGGGUGUUCAAAAGGAACCCACUCUGUUCCCUGGAGGACUAUCCCUGUUCCAAAUACGAUGAUUUCUGUCUGCCUGUCUACGGUGGGAACUACAGCAACUCCUCAUCUCCCACUUGUCUCCUCUCCGCUGGAAAUGGCUUCAAUAACAGGCUACCUUCUGGUUUCAGGGUGUGCAACCAGCCCAACACGGCUCUCUGGUCUCUCAUCCUCUGUCUCUGCACCUUCUUCAUCGCCCUCAUCCUCACCAAACUACGUCGCGGGAAAUCCCUGGGGAAAAAGGUACAUCUUACCUGUAGCCCUAGUAAUUGCGGCUACCAAUUUUAGCGACUUUAAUAUUGCGCAUGCGUGCACAUAGCGCGUGAUUUCCGCAUGGUUAGUUGCGUGCGCUAUACGUGUAUAGUUUAUGCUCUACUGGAGCUUUACUCUGGAGUCUGGAAACAAAAAGGACUUGCAAAGGUUUGUGGUUCUACACUUUGGGUCAGCACAAGAGAAGGAGGAUGAAUAUAUGCACACACAAACCUUUGACUGGCUGUCAUCAUCAUACAUUCAUACAUUAUUGUACACAAAUGAUGUGGGGCCAAAAAUCCCUAUAAUUAGUGUACGCCAAACAUGAUCUGUGCAAAAAUGCAAAAAUUGGUAUCCGCAAUUAAUAGUAACCUUAUAUAGUGUGUUCUUUGAACUGUUGACUUGAUGUAUUUGUCAAUGGAAAGCAGGUG